AUGGGCGAUCAAUCCCGCCGAGGCGAUCAUCUGUCAAGACUACUUCAUGCUUUCGUGGUAGGCAAACGACGGUCAGACUCAAUCAACGAUGUAAAAUUGUUCAUUCAGGCCAUCUGCAAUCAAGAUGACCACGCGGCAUGUAUCGAGAAAGUGGGAUGCAGCAAAGUCGCGCUGGAGUCCCUCAGACAGGGUCUACGAUUCGAUGUAUCGAUCACUUUCAUCAACGGUCCACUGCAGGACCUUCUCUCCUACAUUUCUGCACCAGCGGUCAAGCGUCUUUGCAACGGCGAGUUUCUCAAGCGACUAUUGAAAAUGGUGGUUUCACCCCCUACCAUCUGGGACGCCAUGGUCACCGCACAACACAAAAGGCAGCUCUCUCCGGCGACCGAGUUGAGCUUUGCUUGGGUCUUGUUGGAAGUAUUGUGUUGGUCAGACGAGUCGCCGACAGACACCGCAGAUGUUGCUCGCAGCGUCACAGAAAGCAAGACGUUUAUCGACUCUGACAACCGAGAGCUGCGCACUCUUGGAUACCGCCUCGAUCACGUCAUGCGAGCAAAGACAGCCGAUCAUGAAAUAAAUACGGCCGGCCCAGGUGGGCGUCACGAUAAUGACUUCUCAUCUCAUCGCCAGAUUGCAAUCUACCCGACCGAAGAUGAGCUCUCCAGCAAAGAUCGCCCCUUUUACAGUCCAGCUGCCGCUCUGCGAAACCAGCCCGUGGAGAAUCGGGUGGGAUUCCACCUUGACAACCAAUUUCGUUUACUCCGAGAAGACUUUCUUGCAGAGCUGCGCGAUGGCCGUGAGACUGCAGCGUCGGGCAAAAAGAGACGUACCUUACUGGAAGGCCUCCAGUUGGACGGGUCGCAUUGCGGAGGAGUCAGGAAAAGAUCGCCCUUUGCAGUGACGGUGAGCGUGAAGAAAGGUCUCGGUGGUCUGACCAACGUUGCAGAGACCGGGCGACGCGCCUUCCUCAGGGAUACCCCCAGCUACUUGAAGCACAAUUCCUUCGGACAAUUCAUUGAUAAAGGACGAGUCAUCGCCUUUGGAUUCCUCCUGAGAGUGGAGGACCUGCUUGUGCAGGACCCGCCGGUGGUCACCAUCCAGGCUCCAGGAACUGGAGAUCUAGGAAAAGUGCUUUUGGCUCUCAAGAUGUCCGACGCAGUUGCGUUUCAACUGAUUGACAACGCGGUCUUUGCAUAUGAGCCAGUUUUGCGAUGUCUACAGGACAUGGUCGAGCUGCCUCUAUCAGAUCAGCUUUUGGGCGAUACUUUGCGAGAGCCACAAUUGCACGAUUCAACGACUCUACAUCACCUUGCGGAUCAGAUUGAGGAUGUUCGUGGAGCAGAUCUCAAGUCGAUUUUGAACCUACCCAAGAAGAUUCAGCUCGACGACUCACAGACUACAUCGCUGCUUUCAGGACUUCGUCAGUCUGUUAGUCUGAUUCAGGGUCCUCCCGGUACCGGAAAGUCUUUCAUUGGCGCUCUGCUUGCGAAAGCUAUUCAUGAACAUACCAGCGAGAGAAUAUUGGUCAUUUGCUACACCAACCAUGCCCUGGACCAGUACUUGGAGGAGCUCCUUGACAUCGGUAUCCCGUCCGAGAGUAUGGUUCGACUCGGAGCCAAGUCUACCCCAAAAACACAACAUCUGGGCCUUCGUGGGCAACCUCGCCACCGAAGCAACGAGAAUUGGAAUGCAAUCAAUCAGCUUGAAGCUGAGACCAACGAGCAAGUAACCACUUUGCAAUCGCUCGUGGAAUCUUAUGUGAAGCUUCGUGACUCACAAAGCGACUUGAUGGUGCAUCUAGAGUUCUCUGAAGAUGAUGCUCCAUUCUUUGAAGCAUUUCAGCUGCCGGAGACGGAGGAUGGAAUGACCCUGGUCGGGGAAAAGGGCAAAGCCGUCGGAGAGUUCUAUUUGAUGGACCGAUGGAUGAGAGGUGAUGAUGCUGGUGUCUUCGCCACGCAGCUGUCUUCCGAUCAUWCUGAGAUUUGGAGGAUGACAAAGCCGGCUCGCGAGGAGAAAGUCAAGGCGUGGCUACUGGAUAUGCUUUCAGAAGCUGUUGACAAUGUCGCAAGCAAAGCUGCAGCUUACGACGCAAGCCAGGCCACGUUACACGAAACGUUGAACCAGUGGGAUGCCGAGUUUAUCCAGAAGAAGCGCAUUGUAGCAUGCACCACCACAGCGGCAGCCAAAUACUCUGGACAGCUUCGGAGCGCAGCGCCCGGUAUCAUCUUGGUAGAGGAAGCUGGGGAGAUCCUCGAGAGUCACGUCCUUGCAGCAAUGACACCAAGCACACGACAGCUGAUCCUGAUUGGUGAUCAUCAGCAAUUGCGGCCCAAAGUCAACAACUACAGCUUGACAGUUGAAAAGGGCGAUGGCUAUGAUCUGAACAGGUCUUUGUUUGAGAGACUUGUUCUUGCUGGGGUUCCUCAUGCGAAACUGCGGCAGCAACAUCGAAUGUGUCCGGAGAUUUCUUCUCUUGUCCGAGAACUCACAUAUCCUGACCUCAUCGAUGCUCCGUCGACCCUCACGCGCGAACCAAUGCGCGGAAUCCGCAGCAGAGUUGUUUUCAUCAAGCACGAGAAGCUUGAGCUUGCAUCCACCAUAACCGACAGACGAGAGGAAGGAGCGCCUAUCAGCAAGCAAAAUGACUACGAGGCCGCCCUCACGCUGAAAGUUGUCAAAUACAUGGCUCAACAGGGCUAUGGUACUUCACAACAAGUGGUUCUAACCCCCUACUUGGGUYAACUGAGCCUUCUUCGACGCGAACUUGCACGUGAUAAUGAUCCUGUACUCAACGACAUUGACUCUUUCGAUCUCAUCAAGGCUGGGGCACUCUCACCGGCGAGUGCUUCUCAGACCAAGCAGCCAAUCAAGCUGUCGACCAUCGACAAUUACCAAGGCGAUGAAAGCGAUGUGGUCAUUGUAUCUUUGACACGCAGCAAUGCCAAUGGCGAUAUCGGCUUCAUGGUUUCUCCUGAGCGUCUGAACGUUUUGCUCUCUCGAGCACGGAAAGCGCUGAUCAUAAUAGGCAACCCGGCAACAUUUCUCGCGAGUCGAAGAGGCGGCGAUAUGUGGAAGUCUUUCUUUGCUAUGUUGGCCGCGAAAGAUCAACUGUACGACGGUCUUCCUGUGAAAUGCGAGCAGCAUCCAGAUCGGCAGAUGGUGUUGGAAACACCUGCUGACUUUACACUGUACUGUCCCGACGGUGGAUGUUCAGCUCCAUGUGGUGUCCAACUUUGCGUGCGCAAAGUCAGCGACAAGUGUCCACGGGAACAUGUCCUAGCGAGGAGAUGUUGCGAUGGUCAUCCCGCUUCUUGCCGUAUCUGCGAUGCAGAGGAUCGAGUUCUGGCUGAACAACACGCACUGGAAUUUGACCUGGAACAAGCACGUCAAGCAAGACAGCGCGAUUAUGCUGCGAAGCUGGCAACUGUGCAGGCGGAGAUAGAUCGCCACAGGCGUGACUGCCAGGCCAUUCGUGAUGAAGAAGAUCAAGAAGCGACUCUCCAGCAACGGCUUGCUGAUCUGGAGGCUGCAAAGUCCCACGCUUUGCAGCAKAAAGAUCUACGAAAUGCUGCUGUUGCGAAGAGCACACCAGACCCAGAGCAGGGUGAUGUCCAUGGCUCAUCUCAUCAUCCCGUAGCGGCUUCCAUCGCGGUAUCUGGCAGUGGUCUCAAGGCUCAAGCUGACUGGGAAAGUCAAAAAUCUUUGGAUGGUGCAAAAAAUGUCUAUCUUGAUGAGUUGAUGGGUAUGAUUGGGCUUGAGAGCGUGAAAGACCAAUUCCUCGACAUCAAAUCAAAGAUCGACCUGGCGAUUCGACAGAACAUCAGCAUGACAAAAGAGCGCUUUGGUGCAGCACUCUUGGGCAAUCCGGGCACCGGUAAGACGACAGUGGCUCGCAUUUAUGCCAGUUUCCUCUUCAGUGUAGGCGCCCUCCCAGGGAAUCACUUUKAAGAGAUCACAGGAGCCAGCUUGGCCAGCAAUGGUGUUCAGGGCUGCAAGAAGCUGAUUGACGGCAUCAAGAACAAAGGUGGUGGUGCUCUUUUCAUCGACGAAGCCUAUCAGCUGACCUCUGGAGCCAGUCCCGGCGGCGCUGCUGUAUUGGACUUUCUCUUGCCAGAGGUUGAAAAUCUUACUGGCAAAGUGGUUUUUAUUCUCGCUGGCUACAACAAGCAGAUGGAGAAGUUCUUCGCGCACAACCCAGGAUUACCCAGCCGGUUUCCCUCUCAGCUACAAUUCGCCGACUACGAAGAUGCCGAACUGCUUGAGAUCAUGAACUACAACAUCAGAAAACGCUAUGACGGUCGUAUGAGUAUCGAGGACGGUUCCCACGGCCUCUACGCGCGAAUCGUGGCCCGAAGACUUGGUCGCGGGCGUGGCAAGGAAGGUUUUGGCAAUGCUCGGGCUGUGGAGAAUGCGGUUUCAAAAAUGGCUUCCCGUCAAGCAAGACGGGUCCGAAAACAGAGGCAGUCUGGUCUACUCCCGGACGACUUCCUCCUCACCAAAGAAGAUCUUAUUGGUCCAGAGCCGUCUGCUACAUUAGUUGGAAAUCAGUCUUGGGUCAAGCUUCAAAAGAUGGUCGGACUGCAAUCAGUCAAAGACUCCAUCAAGGCGCUUCUUGACAGCAUACAGUUCAAUUAUGAACGUGAGCUGAAUGAGGAACCCUUGAUUGAGUUUAGCCUCAACAAGGUUUUUCUUGGCAAUCCAGGCACAGGCAAGACGAGUGUCGGUAAGCUCUACGCGAAGAUUCUUGGUGACUUGGGAUUGUUGUCAAGCGGGGAAGUUGUUGUCAAGAAGCCAGCAGAUUUCGUUGGCAGUGUGAUUGGCGCUUCAGAGGCAAACACCAAAGGCAUUUUGGAUGCCGCCGUCGGCAAAGUUUUGCUCAUUGACGAAGCAUAUGGUCUUUGCGCCGGCGGUCAACAUGGAUCCUCUGAUAUCUACCGCAUCGCUGUGAUCGACACCAUCGUCGCGGAGAUACAGAGCGUGCCCGGAGACGACCGCUGCGUGCUACUUCUUGGCUAUAAGGAGCAGAUGGAACACAUGAUGCAGACCGUCAAUCCUGGGCUUGCUCGCAGAUUUCCGAUCGAUUCUGGAUUCAGCUUUGCGGACUUUACCGAAGCAGAAAUGGCUGUUAUCCUGGACAUGAAGCUCGGUGAGAUUGCUUUCAAAGUGACACCCCGCGCGAGAACCGUUGCGUUGGAGAUGCUGCGUAGAGCACGCAACCGUCCACACUUUGGGAAUGCAGGGGAGGUCGAUAUUCUCCUCAACGACGCAAAGAUGCGACAUCAGCAGCGUCUCGCGAAGCAGCCGAACGUGGCGAGAGACACGUUUGAGGCUCAAGACUUUGAUCCUGACUUCAGUCGAGGAGAAAAAGCAGGCACGAACAUUGCCAUGCUCUUCAAGGACACCGUCGGCUGUGAGAGCAUCAUCAAGCAACUUCAAGAUUACCAGACCACAGUGUCCAACAUGAAAGAGCUUGACAUGGACCCUCGCGACCAGAUCCCGUUCACUUUUCUCUUCAGGGGACCUCCCGGCACAGGAAAGACGACGACGGCUCGGAAGAUGGGCAAAGUGUACUACGACAUGGGAUUCCUCUCCUCCGCAGAAGUCGUGACGUGUUCGGCAUCUGACUUGGUGGGGGAAUACGUGGGUCACACCGGGCCCAAAACACGUAAACUCAUCGAAUCUGCUCUGGGGAAAGUGUUGUUCAUCGACGAGGCUUACAGGCUCUCCACCGGACAAUUUGCAAAAGAAGCCAUGGACGAGCUUGUCGAUUGCAUUACCAACGAGCGAUUCUUCGAGAAGCUCAUCAUCAUCCUGGCUGGCUACGACGCGGAUAUCAACAACCUCAUGUCGAAGAAUCCGGGCCUGUCAUCUCGUUUCCCGACCACCAUGGUCUUCACCCCCUUCCAGCCGCGUGAUUGCUUGGAUUUGCUAACCAAGACACUUGGGGAGAAGAGGGUUGGAAAGACAAAGCACCUCAACAUUUCCAUUCUACGAGAAGCCUCCACGCAAUUCGAAGCCACUGUUCUGAGCCGCUUCUCCACAUUAGCAGCUUUGGACAGUUUUGCAAAUGCUCGAGAUGUCCAGACCAUCACCAAGAACAUCUUUGGAGGCCUGAUGAAGCGCGUACACGCCAAGAAAGAAGAGCCCGUGCUUGAGGAGAGGAAUGUCAUUGAAGCCUUGGACAGGGAAAUCGCCGAGCGGUCCCGGAGAGCGGCUGAUGCGGCAGCGGCAGUAGCUGGAGCGAUCAACGAUGCUUCCAGCACGCCUUUACCCUAUCGAGCUCCUGAAACUUCACAUGCUACUUCCACUGGUAUCAUAGCCGAGCAAGAUCUCGCCAAGGAGCCCGAAUCAGAACCCGAAUCGAGGUCGCAGGACGAAUCAGACCCACCACCACCACCAUCUGUCCCCUCCUCUCCCUCCUCCUCCAAGAGAGAUGCCGGAGUAAGCGACGCCAUCUGGCAUCAACUCCAAUCCGACAUUCUCCAAGCGCAGCAAGAAGAAGAAGAAGCUUUUCAACACCUCCAAGCCAAAGAGCAAAAAUUGCGAGAAUGGUUGAAAUCCUGCGCCGAUGCGAAAGUUUUACAGGAAUUGGAGGAAUUGGAAACUGCGAGGAAAGUUAUGGAGGAAGAGAGGCGCAAAAUCACGCUGGCGCAGGUGAAAUUGAAGGAGAUGGGAAGAUGUCCUAUGGGUUAUGCUUGGGUGAGACAGAAGGGUGGGUUUCGAUGUAAGGGGGGUUCGCAUUGGGUUGCUGGGAAUUUGGUGUGA
Ramularia collo-cygni is the source of this 6765-nucleotide messenger RNA. RefSeq names its product related to ECM32-DNA dependent ATPase/DNA helicase B. Bases 1 to 6765 code for a protein of 2254 amino acids. The record is from RefSeq and is a predicted model, not a curated record. NCBI's taxonomy places the organism in Eukaryota, Fungi, Ascomycota, Dothideomycetes, Mycosphaerellales, Mycosphaerellaceae. The transcript is spliced from 7 exons. Gene Ontology annotation, molecular function: helicase activity; ATP binding; ATP hydrolysis activity.